Columba livia (rock pigeon) is the source of this 1365-nucleotide messenger RNA. Its product is annotated as aflatoxin B1 aldehyde reductase member 2. Bases 39 to 1025 code for a protein of 328 amino acids. The transcript is spliced from 7 exons. Gene Ontology annotation, molecular function: oxidoreductase activity. Lineage: Eukaryota; Metazoa; Chordata; Aves; Columbiformes; Columbidae. The record is from RefSeq and is a predicted model, not a curated record.
CGGGGCGGGCGCGCUCAUGCGCAGUAUCCGCGGUGGCGAUGGCGGCGACGAGAGCGGGAGUGCGGCCCGGGGUGGUGCUGGGCGCGAUGGAGAUGGGCCGGCGGGCCGGGCCCGAGGCCAGCGCAGAGAUGCUCCGCGCCUUCCUGCGCCGCGGGUACCGGCUCAUCGACACCGCGCAUUUUUACGGAGGAGGAGAGUCCGAGAAGAUCCUGGGCUCGCUGCUGGCGGGCGGCGCCGAGCCCGUGGAAAUCGCCACCAAGGCCAACCCCUUGGAUGGGAAGACACUGAAGCCCGAGAGCGUGCGAUCGCAGCUGGAAACGUCCCUGGAGAGGCUGAAGAGGACGAGCGUGGAACUCUUCUAUCUCCACCUUCCUGACCACGGGACCCCAGUGGAGGAGACACUGCGUGCCUGCAAUGAGCUGCACAAAGAAGGAAAGUUUAAAGAGCUCGGUCUGUCAAACUACGCGGCGUGGGAGGUGGCAGAAAUCUGCACCAUCUGCAGAUACAACAACUGGGUGAUGCCAACUGUGUACCAGGGAAUGUACAAUGCAACCACUCGCCAGGUGGAAGUCGAGCUGUUCCCUUGCCUGCGAUACUUCGGGAUGCGGUUCUAUGCCUACAAUCCGCUGGCAGGGGGAUUGCUGACCGGCAAGUACAAGUACGAGGACAAAGACACACGCCAGCCCACUGGACGGUUUUUUGGGAAUGACUGGGCUCAAGUGUACAGGGACAGGUACUGGAAAAAACACAAUUUUGAAGGAAUUGCCCUAGUAGAAAGAGCUCUGAAAGACGCUUACGGCUCCAACGCGCCGAGCCUGACCUCUGCAGCCUUGCGCUGGAUGUACCACCACUCCAAACUGCAGGGUUCUCUUGGAGACACGGUGAUCGUGGGGAUGUCCAACCUGGAGCAGCUGGAGCAGAACCUGGACUACAGCGAGGAGGGUCCCCUGCUCCCGGCGGUCGUGGAGGCGUUCGAUAGCGCCUGGAACAUGACGGCGCACGACUGCCCCAACUAUUUCCGCUAGAGACCAGGGUAGGGACACGAAAGCGGGUGUGGAGAGGGUGGAAAAUCGAGUGCGAGUCUCUGUAAGCACAGGAGAGGUAUUUACCCCCUGCCCUUCGCUCGAUGUGAUUUUUGCCUGUAUUAAUGAAGUUUUUAGGAUGCACUAAUGGCUGUCAGCACAUGUUAGGCCAUGCUUUAUUCUUCCUCCCCUCGUGGACGUUCGGCUGUAUGCAGCACACACUAUGACUUAAAAAUGCAGUUGAUUGGGGAAAACUGACACAGAAGUGGCAGAGGGGCCCCAGUUCUGAUUUAAUGAGAUAUUAGCUAAUUAAUUUAAUAAAUAAAACUUUUUUUCUAACGCA